Messenger RNA from Symbiodinium necroappetens, 222 nucleotides. Lineage: Eukaryota; Dinophyceae; Suessiales; Symbiodiniaceae. The record is from the annotation of a GenBank genome assembly.
AUGGCGAGCCAGGAGCCCAUUCGCUUGGCGCGCGAGGCGCUCCGCGAGAAGAGCCACGAACAUGCGCUGCUGGACGUGGCGGGCAUCAUCGGCUUCUUCGCGACCAUCACGAUUGUGGUGGACUUCACGGGCCACAAAUCCGAGGAGUUUGCUCAGCUGCUCACCAGGAUGGCCAGUAUCAUUGAUCUGGGCCGCAGGGUGAGAAGCAGAGUUUUGGGCUAG